Messenger RNA from Saccostrea cuccullata (small rock oyster), 2196 nucleotides. Its product is annotated as protein FAM228B-like. The record is from RefSeq and is a predicted model, not a curated record. Bases 144 to 1355 code for a protein of 403 amino acids. The transcript is spliced from 9 exons. Lineage: Eukaryota; Metazoa; Mollusca; Bivalvia; Ostreida; Ostreidae.
UGUGACGUCACAUUGUUGAAAUAUGGCGGACGCGGGAGAGAGGGCGAGGAAACUCGAAUCAAUGUAAAAUUCAUUUUCAUUGAUUUCAGGCUGUCUGAUCCCAGUUUUGUGUAAUCUCACCCUCAGGGGUGAGGAGAAUAAUCAUGACAUCGUUACUAUGUGUUAAGCAGCCUGGGGGCAAGGUUAAAGUUCAUUCAUCGGAUGUCGUUGAGGAGCUGAUGAUAGAUAGUAAAGAUCACAUCACCACGAUGACAAUGAAUAGAAGUGAUGUACAAAGAAGACGAGCAAAAAGACCAAUGUCUACAUCUGUCAUUCAGAGCAAAGUAGAUUCCAAGUGUCUAAUAGGCCAGACUCUUCGGGUGCAAGAUUGGCUGAAUGAGAAGACUGUGAGAGGAUUGCAGUUUGCUAUACCCCAGGCCUGGGUUGAACAACAGGAGAGAUCAGAUAUGGAAACAAAGGAGGCCAGAGAGUUGUAUAAUCCUCUCCUGGAAGUGGAGAACACAUUUGUCAGGGACUUAGAAAACAAAGUAAACACCAAGGAGGUCCUGGAUUUGCGGAAGCGGGAGAUGUUACACAAGAAAUGGAAUGAUCGUGUGUAUGAGCCACUUAGGGAGAAAAUCAUUGAUGUGAUGGACGGUGAAGAUUGGCCUGAACUGGACCGUCGGAAACGUGAGCUGCACAAACAGUACCUGGAAUUUGUCAAUCAAAAGGGUCAUGUAUUUUUAGAUACAAUGGAUCCUGCAGAGUAUUAUGCCCAGGCUUUAAAUGGCCACAGACCAGCUCCAAUCAAGGUAGUUUAUAAUGUCCCUGAUAAAAGACCAGUCACAGCACCAGCACAGAUUGCCACCAAGGCUUUCCGUGACCCCCUAUUAUCUCAGGGCCGCGAGCGCAGUGCCGAGGAGAGAACGAUUCUAAGAUGUAUGACAGGGCAUGAUUACACCGACAAGGACAUUGAGCAGGUCAAGUUACCUCCCCUACCCCUGGUCCCGCUCGGGCGCCACGGUACAGACAGUAUCAGGUGGCUAGAAAUGCCCCUCCACAAUAUCGAGAGCACACCACGGAUGGCCAGCAGACGAAGAAUGCAUGGCACGUUCAAUCAAAGCCAGCUAGAUUUUGAGGAGUGGUCCAAGGCACAGAGGAACAGAACCCAGGUGGAGGUCGAGAUGCAGACCCAGAAGAAGCGAAUGUAUAAAGAAGUCCCCCCAUUUAAAAUCCCUCCACGGGAAGUCCCCUCCUCAUACUCAGAGCCUAAGACCAUCGGAAUUCAGACCAUUCCUGAGGAAACGGAGCAAUUGACUCUCAAAAACUGGGUGCCAUCUAACGAGUCCCCCUCUAUACCUGUAGGGGCUUCAUAGGGAGCUUUAGUGGAGGACAAAAUAUUGCAUUUAAUUUUUUUUAGAAGUGCUAUAUUUUUUAACUAGAUUUAAGAACUGCAUUUAGGGAGGAAUAUGUGCCUUUUGAAAUCACUGUGCCUGACAUUCUAUGAUGCUAUUUUUAUGUUCAGAGUUAAUUAUUUUUAGAUAUGAUACUGGCAUCUGUGAUACCCCUCAGAUUAUUAUUAUUUUUAGAUUUUUACUCUUUGUUUAAGAAAAUUAUUAAUGUUGAAUCCAUUUACGAAUUGAACAUUUCAAUUUUUUUCACCAUUUACUAUUACAAAGGAUUGUUAUUAGUUUAUUUGGAUGAGAUUUUGAAGUCUUAUUGUUUACAAGAUUGUAUAUAUUUGAGUGCCUGUAGACAGUCCAGCAUUAUAUAUAUUUUUUUAGAUGCCAACAUGUCUAUGUUAGACAAAACUAAAAAUUUAGUGGAUUUUUGUGUGUCUUUCUUACCUUCAAUCUUUGACAUACAUAUCAAUUUUUGACCACUUAGGUUUAUUUUAAUCUUGAAACAAUGAAAUUUUGAAACAAUUAUAUAUUUUUUACUUCAAUUUCGACAUUUUUUCAUGUGUGAAUGUAAGGUUAGUUUCUAUUAUGAAUAUUUUUAUACAAAACAGAAAAUUCGGUAAGCCUGUAUGUUGUACGUUCCCCAUGCUGUUUGGUGGUGCUACCCACUAGUCAUCUAUACAGAAGUGUCUGCACCCCUGUGUGUUUUAUCAUUUCUGUUGGAUUAUGUGUAGAAUUGUGAAUUAUUUUUUAUAGACCAGAACUGCACUUUUUACAUGAGCAUUUUCACAUAGAAAUUAAAAUAUGAAACAAUUAA